AUGCAGCUGGGAUCAUCAUGCAGCAUCGAAUCGGCUUCGUGCAAUCUAAAGUGCCCGAAGGAAAUCACUCCAGACCAAAUACCCGCAAUCCAAUCCUUUGACAAGAUUAUUCAUGCAUACAAUGGGACCACCUCGGCUCUGGAACUCCGGACAGAAGCUAUGCAAGCCGCUAAGCACAUCAGGCGGCCGGCAAGUGAACAACGCAUGGUAGACCUUGUCCGACUAAUCUCAGCACUUCAGAGGGAGCUGAGAUUUUUCCGAGCUGAGUACGAAGCGUCGCAGGCUCUGGUGGAGGGACUCCAUUCUGUUUCACAUCAAAUGUAUCUUAACUAUUUCACAUAUGAUGGCGAUGGGCAGCUGCAUCAGGAGUGGUUUAACCAGGCCCAAGAGAUCGACCGAUACUUGCAACGUUACCAUGAAGUGAUUAGGAAAGCCGAAGCGGAUUGGAUUGAGUUGAGCAGGCAUCAGGCUGAGCGUGACCAGUCGGCUUGGGUUUGA
This is a messenger RNA of Cladophialophora immunda, 498 nucleotides long. RefSeq lists its product as uncharacterized. The coding region runs from base 1 to 498 and encodes 165 amino acids. Lineage: Eukaryota; Fungi; Ascomycota; Eurotiomycetes; Chaetothyriales; Herpotrichiellaceae. The record is from RefSeq and is a predicted model, not a curated record. The transcript has a single exon.